UGGCGCUGUGAAAGUGAGGGAAGGGCGGAGGUGGAGAGAGGGACAGCAGAGCCGAGGGGAUUACUGACGACGAAGAGGGAGGGUGGUACCGAGGCGCUUGAGUGUCGUUCUGCCUUCCCGCGGUCAGCUCGGGGCGUCGCGAUGCAGCGGGACUACAACCCGAACUUCUCGGGCGUCGAGGACCCGGACGGCAUUGCGUGCAGUCGCUUCCAUGUGAAACUGGUGGAUGAGCGGCCCGCGUCCGGGCUCUCGCAGGACGACGAGCCGCCCGAGUACGCGGCGCCUUCCUUCGAGAGCGAGGAAGGGCUGAGCCGCCUCCACCCGUUCGAAUAUCGGGGCCCGGGGAGCGGCUUCCCGACCUGCGACCCUCUCCGCCCCGAUACCCUCUUACAGACUUACGACACUAUCACCAAUUCCCACCUGAAGACAUUCGGGCACAAUACAGUGGACAAGGUGCCCCGCAUCGACUACUACCGCAAUACCGGUAGCUUCAGCGGCGUCAAAGUCAACAGGCCAACCCUGGCCGAUCUCCAUGAAGACCUGAAGACGGAUAUUGUGUCAGUUCCUGGUACAGUGGAAGGUAUUACCAAUGGUGAUGGUGGAUUAAGUGAUGAAGCAGGAAGAAAACCUCCAGAAAAUGAAUUAGUGAGGUUUGGAUGGAUCAAAGGUGUGCUGGUACGGUGCAUGUUAAAUAUAUGGGGAGUGAUGCUUUUUAUUCGACUGUCGUGGAUAGUUGGUCAGGCUGGAAUAGGUCUUGGUGUGAUCGUCAUUUGCUUAAGUACAUUAGUAACUGUCUUAACGGGUAUUUCAAUGUCAGCCAUUUGCACCAAUGGAAUUGUUCGAGGAGGAAUGGGCAAGCAUGGACUGAUGGCAUGGAUAAAGGGACAUCGAUAUUGGGCUGCAGUUUCAACUGUGCCCAUGGGAUCACUAGGUGGUGCAUACUAUCUCAUUUCCAGAAGUUUGGGACCAGAAUUUGGUGGAUCGAUAGGCUUAAUCUUCUCCUUUGCUAAUGCUGUAGCUGUGGCUAUGUAUGUCGUUGGAUUUGCAGAAACUGUGGUGGAUAUUCUGAAGGAAAAUAAUGCACUCAUGGUAGAUCCAAUCAGUGAUAUCCGAAUAAUAGGUUGCAUUACAGUAGUAAUACUACUUGGAAUAACUGUAGCUGGCAUGGAAUGGGAAACCAAGGCUCAAGUUAUUCUUCUGGUAAUUCUUCUAGUUGGAAUUUGUAACUUCUUUAUUGGAACUGUUAUUCCAAGUAAUACUGGGAAAAAAGGCAAAGGUUUCUUUAACUACCAAGCUGACAUAUUUGCAGAGAAUUUUGGACCAUCUUUUAGGGAUGGAGAAGGUUUCUUCUCUGUUUUUGCAAUCUUUUUCCCAGCUGCUACUGGUAUUCUUGCUGGUGCCAACAUCUCAGGUGAUCUAAAGGAUCCUCAAGUAGCCAUCCCUAAAGGAACAAUGUUAGCUAUCUUCAUAACUUCUUCAACUUAUAUUGCUGUUGCCGUCUGUGUAGGUGCCACAGUUGUGCGUGAUGCCACUGGAGGUGUGAAUGAUACCUUAAGUUCCACUACAAACUGCAAUGGUUCAGCAGCCUGUAAACUGGGAUAUGAUUUCUCUAUCUGUAACACACAGACAUGCAAUUUUGGUUUAAUGAAUAACUUCCAGGUUAUGAGCAUGGUGUCUGGAUUUGGACCCCUCAUCACAGCUGGAAUCUUUUCAGCCACUCUUUCUUCUGCCCUGGCCUCUUUAGUCAGUGCGCCCAAGAUUUUUCAGGCACUCUGCAAGGAUAAUAUUUAUAAGGGGCUUUAUUUCUUUGGAAAAGGAUAUGGGAAGAAUGGUGAACCUAUUAGAAGCUAUAUUUUGGCAUUCUUUAUUGCUGUUGCAUUCAUUCUGAUUGCUGAACUGAAUACUAUUGCACCUGUUAUCUCAAACUUUUUCUUGGCCUCGUAUGCUCUUAUCAAUUUCUCAUGUUUUCAUGCUUCAUAUUCAAAAACUCCAGGGUGGCGACCUGCCUUUAGAUUAUACAACAUGUGGUUCUCGUUACUUGGAACUAUUUUGUGCUGUGCAGUCAUGUUCGUCAUCAACUGGUGGGCAGCUGUAAUCACAGUUGCAAUCGUGCUAUUCCUUAAUAUUUAUGUUAUUUACAACAAACCAGAGGUGAAUUGGGGCUCUUCAGCACAAGCCAUGUCUUAUGUCACUGCACUACAAGAUGCUCUUUCACUGACUGGGGUGAAUGAUCAUAUUAAGAACUUCAGGCCACAGUGCAUUGUAUUGACAGGAUCACCCAUGUCCAGACCAGCUUUGUUGGAUUUAACUCUUUCUUUCACAAAAAAUUUCAGUUUGUGCAUCUGUAGUCAAGUAUACAUGGGUCCACGGAAGCAGUCAGUCAGUGAAAUUAAUAUGAAUAUGGAUAAAUACCAGCAAUGGUUAUCAAAGAACAAGAAGAAAGCCUUCUAUGCAGCAGUGGCUGGAGAAAAUCUGCGAGACGGAGUAAAGUGCUUACUUCAGGCUUCUGGACUGGGUCGAAUGAAGCCGAAUACACUUGUGAUUGGAUACAAGAGAGACUGGCAUACUAUUAAUUUUCGAGAUGUUGACAAUUACGUUGGCAUUUUGCAUGAUGCCUUUGAUUUUGAAUAUGGUUUGAUAAUUCUGAGGAUUAGCCAAGGACUUGAUAUAUCUCAAAUACUUCAAAUCCAAGAAGAAUUACAAAGAAAAGAGCAAGAAAAACUAGCAUUGGAAUCUGCUAAGAGAGAGGAACAAGAGGAUGGAAAACGAGGAAUCCGUUCACUGAAGUUCUUGAACAGAGCUGUGAAACAAAAUGCAAAUACUUCAUUAGCAGUGAAUACUCAGAAGAGCUUCAAAAUCUCUACUGGUUAUGCUGCAAAUUUCAAUCAACGCUUAUUGGAAGCUAGUGCGCAAUUCAAAAAGAAUCAAGAGAAAGGCACAGUAGAUGUUUGGUGGUUGUUUGAUGACGGAGGCUUGACUAUUCUUAUUCCUUAUCUGUUAACAACACGGAAAAAAUGGUCUGGUUGCAAAUUGCGUAUCUUUAUCGGAGGGAAGGUGGACAGUAUUAAUGAAGAGAAACGCGCAAUGGCCGCACUUCUGGGAAAAUUCAGGAUUCAGUGUGCUGACAUCAAGGUCAUUGGAGACAUUAAUGUGAAACCUAGCAAGGAGAGCUGGAAAGCAUUUGAAGAAUUGAUUGAACCAUAUCAACUGCAUGAAAGCUCCAAGGAUCCUGCAACUGCUGAGAUAUUGCAGAAGGAGUAUCCAUGGAAAAUUACUGAUGCUGAGCUAGAGAGAUUUAAAGACAAGACAUACCGUCAAGUCAGACUCAAUGAACUUCUACAGGAGAACUCCCGAGCUGCCAACAUCAUUGUUGUGAGUCUGCCAAUUGCAAGAAAAGAAGCUGUAUCAAGCUACCUAUAUAUGGCUUGGUUGGAGAUUCUUUCCAGAAAUCUACCUCCUGUCUUAAUGAUCAGAGGAAAUCAAAAAAAUGUGCUGACCUUUUACUCCUAAUUGUAACGUUGCAGCAAAUGCCACAUUUAUUUAUCAUACGGUAUAUUUGAGAGUUGCCUAGAGGGAAUCUCUUAAUCUAAGUAGCAAUCGGGCUUAAUUCUUGUUUCUAUAAUUCUCUGAUGCAUUUCACAAAUAAUGACAAUAGUUAUCCCUCUUCUGAAAUUGUAUUCUCAUGUAUGGUCACCAUCUGUAAUUGUAAGGUUAAUAUGCUGCUGUGUUAAUGAUUUGUAUUUUCACUGUAAUGUUACAAAGGUGGAAUAUUACUCUAACUUGUGUAGUCAUUACACCAAAGGGAAGUAAUCAUCAUGUUGCAAUCAUCGAGUUCCAAAAUCAUUUGGCUUUUAAGAUCUUAGUGGGGUUUUCAGUCCAUUUUACAGAACAAUAUUCUUUCAUCUGAGCACAAAAAAACACUUUAUCCCUCAUUUUGAACUAUAAUUAUGUACAGUGUAUUAUUCAACAUUGAGCUUAAGCAUAAGCAUAGAUUGAGAAAAAUCUAAUAUUGUCUGUCAAAGUCACAUUCUGGAACACAGAAUCAAAACUUGGCUAAAAGAAAGAUGAGAAUAUGUUAAAUGAGAUGCAUUUUCUUAACAAAAAUUCUGGAAAGCACAAAACAUUUUUUCAUGUGGUAAUUAUAUUUGGAGGAAUUACUUGUAAUAUGACACAGAUAUUUUUGUUGACAUGCAGAGUGUACUUUUCCAUGACUUCAGUUUAACUGUGUAAUCUGCAUAACAUUAAUGAAAACCUUGUGUCAAGUAAUUAAGUAAUUGUUGAAAUAAAUUACACUAGAAUUUAAUGUUACCCUUUUUCUUCAAAACAGUAGGAUAGAAUAUGCAUUCUCUACUACUUUCACAAAAUGAUACUCUUUUUUCUGUUUAAAUUUAUUACCAUAUAACAAUUAUAUUUAUAUUAAAAUAUUACAUGGCUUGGAUUUUUAAAAUGA
This is a messenger RNA of Hypanus sabinus (Atlantic stingray), 4450 nucleotides long. RefSeq names its product solute carrier family 12 member 1 (gene slc12a1). Bases 142 to 3510 code for a protein of 1122 amino acids. NCBI's taxonomy places the organism in Eukaryota, Metazoa, Chordata, Chondrichthyes, Myliobatiformes, Dasyatidae. Gene Ontology annotation, molecular function: sodium:potassium:chloride symporter activity. Gene Ontology annotation, cellular component: membrane. Gene Ontology annotation, biological process: sodium ion transmembrane transport; sodium ion homeostasis; potassium ion homeostasis. The transcript is spliced from 27 exons. The record is from RefSeq and is a predicted model, not a curated record.